AUGGGAGACCCCAUACACAAUAUAGAUGAUGAAUUCGACGACCAUCCGUCUCUCUCUGCUUCCUUGGACGACUUUGACCACGAGAACCAUGUGUCCCCUCUUUACGGCAUCCCGUCGCAGCAUUCAGGAUUCAAAAUGGAGGAUUCCGAAACCGACGCCGACUCUGCCGGUCCAUGGAUGCCGCCCGCCUCAUUUCGCAGAACCGCCAACGGAAGCACAUGGCUUCGGCAGCCUCUUACAUUGCCAAACGUACCCGGUCUGCGAUCGCGCGAGAUGAGUCCCCAGUAUGAAAGUGCCCUGGAAGGCGAUACAGCAGUACAGGCGGAUGAGCUACCCCUAGCAGCAGAGACGCCAGUGAAAAAACGGUCUCCGAGCCCUGAUCCAUAUCCGCAAAAUGCUCCAGAUUUUGCGCGCACUUUUACCGAUUCGAACCAGACUGUCCCUGCACCCGAGAAUCAGAAUCAGAAUGGCAAUAAUUACAUUCGCUUUGCGGUCCGCGCCGAGGUCCAACAUCGAACGGAGCCAUUUGAAGCGGCCUUCUGCUACAUGCGCGACAAGGUUGAUUUAAUCACGUCAUCCCGCCGUACCGCCCUGUUCGCCGCUGGAAUGGCCAUCCUAUCCAUUUUGUUUAUGCGUGUGUUGUUCCAGCCUCCGCCUCCAGCGCCUGUGCCAGAUCUCGUCAAAGUUGCCGGUCUUGCCAAGUCAUUUGAGCCACUGAUAUUCUAUUCCGAAAACGGCGUGCAGCAAAUUGGAGAUCUCCAGGAGACAGGUGUUGCUGUGUGGGAUCUGGGAGAGAGCGUCCGCUCAGCAAAUAUGACCUCUGCUCCCUUGAUUGUGCGUGAAUUGGACGAUCUCAGUGAGAGUCUUAAAACUUUGGCCAUUGAGCUCACCAAGUUCUUUGCAAAUGUGGAUGGUGAUGUUGACAGCAUUUUGAUUGUCAUGGAGUGGGCCAAACGCGAAUUGACACAGGUCUCUUCACUUCCCAUGACGUCAUUCACUUCGGUGUUUGACAAUGUCCAUUCACUCUUUUGUCGCAUUGGACUUUUUGAAUCGUCGACUGGAAAACCCACUACUAUGGGCAAGCUCGUCACGGAUCUCUUUGGCCAGACAGGUCGGCAGCGCACUCGUCAGACUCUUCAAAGAACCUUUAAUGAAUUUCUGUCUGUCCUUGAGGAAAGCAUCAACACAGAGCUGACCUAUUCAACUGCGCUCUUUGCCUUGUUUGAAGCCAUUGACAAGCAAUUCCUCAACCUUCAACGGACGGUGAUUCGAGAAUCUGAUCAGCAGGAACGUGAGGAAGGCGAAUUACUCUCUUCAUUGUGGACACGCGUACUUGGACCCAAUGCCGCCCAGCUUCGAAAGUACGAAAAGAACCGCCUCUUGUUGUCCAAUGUUCGCGAGAAGACUGUCCGGAACAAGCACAUUUUGGUUGACCACAACGGCAAGCUGCUGACCUUGAAGAGCAACUUGGAAAUCCUUCGCCGCAAGCUAGUCAGCCCACUUGUCCGCAGCAAUGAUUCAAGUACUCUUUCUGUGGAGGAGCAGAUUCAUGGACUGGACGGCACGUACAACCACCUGCGUAUCGUUCGCGAGCGACAAAAGGCGAAACUCAUGGAGAUGCUUUAUGGAGCGGGAAAAAAGCGCGUUGGCAUUGGCAGAGAAGGGUCGACCGCGAGUGAAGACUAUGGAAUUGAAGCAGCUUAA
Xylona heveae TC161 is the source of this 1704-nucleotide messenger RNA. RefSeq lists its product as hypothetical. The record is from RefSeq and is a predicted model, not a curated record. The coding region runs from base 1 to 1704 and encodes 567 amino acids. Lineage: Eukaryota; Fungi; Ascomycota; Xylonomycetes; Xylonales; Xylonaceae. The transcript has 3 exons.